UCGGCUCUCCCUGCAGCCCGCUGAACUACAUUUCCCAGGAGGCGUCGCGGCUGCCCUGCACCACGUCCGGCUGCGAAGAUGGCGGCUUCCUAGUGAUUCGGCAGCCAAGUUGGAGCAAGUCUCAGGCUACGUUUCAGAUAACAGAAAACACAACUCAAUCUGGCUUAAGCAAGAAAAGGAAGUUAGUGGCGUAUCGGACUGAUCCCAGGCAUAGCUGGAUUCAAGUGCUCAGAAGUCUGUCUGAUCUUUUCUGGCCACUCAGGAGCCAUGGAGGUGGUGGAGCCCAGCAGCCCCACUGAGGAAGAAGAGGAAGAGGAGGAAGAUGAGGAGGAGGAGGAGCAGGAGCAGUCAGUGGAGCCAAGGCCCCGCACGCGCUCCAACCCUGAGGGGGCUGAGGACCGGGCCCUGGGGGCCCAGGCCAGUGUGGGCAGCCGCAGUGAGGGUGAGGGUGAGGCGGCCAGUGCUGACGAUGGGACCCCUAACCCUCCGGGAGCUGGCCCCAAGCCCUGGCAGGUGCCCCCUCCAGCCCCUGAAGUCCAGGUGCGGACACCAAGGGUCAACUGUCCAGAGAAGGUGAUCAUCUGCCUGGACCUGUCAGAGGAAAUGUCACUGCCAAAGUUGGAGUCAUUCAACGGCUCCAAAACCAAUGCCCUCAACGUCUCCCAGAAGAUGAUUGAGAUGUUCGUGCGGACAAAACACAAGAUCGACAAAAGCCAUGAGUUUGCGCUGGUGGUGGUGAACGAUGAUACUGCCUGGCUGUCUGGCCUGACCUCAGACCCCCGUGAGCUCUGCAGCUGCCUCUACGACCUGGAGACAGCCUCUUGCUCCACUUUCAAUUUGGAAGGUCUCUUCAGCCUCAUCCAACAGAAGACCGAGCUGCCAGUCACGGAGAAUGUACAGACGAUCCCACCCCCAUACGUGGUCCGCACCAUCCUCGUCUACAGCCGCCCGCCCUGCCAGCCCCAGUUCUCCCUGACUGAGCCCAUGAAGAAAAUGUUCCAGUGCCCGUAUUUCUUCUUCGAUGUCGUUUACAUCCACAAUGGCGCUGAAGAGAAGGAGGAGGAGAUGAGCUGGAAGGACAUGUUUGCCUUCAUGGGCAGCCUGGAUACCAAGGGCACCAGCUACAAGUAUGAAGUGGCGCUGGCUGGGCCAGCCCUCGAGUUGCACAACUGUAUGGCCAAGCUGCUGGCUCAUCCACUGCAGCGGCCCUGUCAGAGCCAUGCCUCCUACAGCCUGCUGGAGGAGGACGAUGAAGCCACUGAGGUUGAGGCCACUGUCUGAACCAUCCCUGUGCAUCCAACCUUCUCGUACAAUUAAACCAUUGGCCUAGAGUGCUGGUUCUCAAACUGGGCCCCAUGGAACCCCUGGGGCGGGGAGCUUCAAGGAGGUACCCAGGGUACUUGGGAGCCCUUGAAGGAAACCCAAGAUUCCAGCAAGCAUCCCAGGGACUGUGGGCACCCAUUCUCCAUGUUUCCCAGGCCACAUUGUGCUCCCCAGUUUAUCAGUUGUAAUUUUUGUUCUUCUCUGUGUGAUUUUUGUCAUCAGAAUAAAAAUCUGAGAAAUCCCUAAGCC
This is a messenger RNA of Rhinolophus ferrumequinum (greater horseshoe bat), 1572 nucleotides long. It is a transcript of the gene BABAM1, whose product is annotated as BRISC and BRCA1 A complex member 1. Lineage: Eukaryota; Metazoa; Chordata; Mammalia; Chiroptera; Rhinolophidae. The transcript is spliced from 10 exons. Bases 268 to 1281 code for a protein of 337 amino acids. Gene Ontology annotation, cellular component: nuclear body; BRCA1-A complex; BRISC complex. Gene Ontology annotation, biological process: double-strand break repair; protein K63-linked deubiquitination; positive regulation of DNA repair. The record is from RefSeq and is a predicted model, not a curated record.